This is a messenger RNA of Pollicipes pollicipes, 1140 nucleotides long. Its product is annotated as N-acetylgalactosaminyltransferase 7-like. The transcript is spliced from 9 exons. Bases 1 to 1140 code for a protein of 379 amino acids. Gene Ontology annotation, cellular component: Golgi apparatus. Gene Ontology annotation, molecular function: polypeptide N-acetylgalactosaminyltransferase activity. NCBI's taxonomy places the organism in Eukaryota, Metazoa, Arthropoda, Thecostraca, Pollicipedomorpha, Pollicipedidae. Gene Ontology annotation, biological process: protein O-linked glycosylation. The record is from RefSeq and is a predicted model, not a curated record.
AUGAACAUGACGCUCUCCGACCGGCUGCCGCUGCGGCGAGCCGUGCCCGACACACGUGACCUCGGGUGCCAACGGCGACACUACCCGGCGGCGCUGCCGGCCGCCUCGGUCAUCAUCGUCUUCCACAACGAGGGUCUGUCGAGCCUGCUGCGAACGGUGCAGAGCGUGCUGGAUCGCUCGCCGCCUCACUUGCUGCACGAGGUGCUGCUGGUGGACGACUUCAGCCACUUCGCUGACCUGGGCGAGCCCCUGGAGUCGGCCGUGGCCCCUCUGCGUCGGGUCCGGCUGCUGCGCUCCGGCCGCCGCGAGGGCCUGAUCCGAGCCAAGAGCCUCGGAGCGCUGGCCGCCGGCGGCGAGGUACUGCUCUUCCUGGACGCCCACUGCGAGGUCAACACGGGCUGGCUGCCGCCGCUGCUGUCCGCCGUCGCGCGUGACAGGCGGACGGUGGCCGUGCCGCUCCUGGACUCGAUCGACAGCCGCAGCUUCCAGUAUCGGCCGCUACAUGGCGCCACCGUCGGCCCCCAAGGCUCGCCGCUGCUGCCGCGGGGCAUUUUCGACUGGGCGCUCCGCUACAAGGAGCGGGUGCUGACGCCAGCCGAGGCGUGGAUGUGUGGCGGCGCCGUGCAGACGGUGCCCUGCUCCCGCGUGGGUCACGUGUACCGGGACCGGACGCCCUACGACUUCGGUGACCUGCCCGCCCGGGCUGGCGGUCCCAUCAUCAGCGCGGCUGCCAACAUAAGCAGCUUUUGGGUGGGCUUCACUCCACAGAACUUCCUGCGCGUGGCCCACGUCUGGAUGGACCAACAUCGCGAGCACUUCCUGACGGAGGAGCCCCUGGCCUGCCGCAGCUUCGACUGGUACCUGGCGACGGUGGUGCCCGAGCUGACGGCCAUAUACCCGCCGCCGCCCGUCAACGCCUUCUGGGGUCAGGUGGUGCACGAGGCCACCGGUCUGUGUGUCGUCACCGGCAGCCCGGUGGAGCCGCUGGUGCAGACGCUGGUGUUCCGCCUGAGCUUGGCCGGCAGGCUGAUCUCGGGGGAGACAUGCGCUGGCUUCAUGCCAUCCCUCGACUCGGUCGUGGCUUCCAUCUGUCCCAGCGAAGCUGCGGUCAUGACCUGGGCCUAUGACGAGGUGAGCUGA